GCCCCGAAGGCCGUGCAUCAAACAGCGUAUGUAGUGGUCAGUGCUUGAAUCGCCAGCUUGCGCGGCUCCUCUGACUUCUUCUCUCAACGUGUCAUAACAGGAUUGAAUUAUCUCAAUCAGUACCGCGACGCUUCACAGGUCAAAUGGCUCCCGAACUUCACAUUAUAGAGUGCAUUUGCAGACCAGCCUCUGCUCUUCAUCCGCCACCGUCUGAUAAACCCCUUCGCAUCCAGAUCGAGGGACCUUUGGUAUCCAUCGCGAAGCUAUUCCCAGACACGCCGUGGGACGUCAGCAGUGUGCCGGCGCCAUUUCCCCAACUUGCAGGGCGCCGUCUUGCGGAACUGACUUACGAGAAGAUCUAUGGUCAGCGAUAUCGCCCCGACAUCGAGGGAGACCUCGUCGUACGUGACGAGUACCUCGGCUGGGUUCCAAGAAGAAGCGAGAUCGACUAUUAUGGUGUCACAUUUGAUCACCUAAUUCCUGCGCACGAUCAGGAUCCCGAGGUGCUUCAGAUUAACAUCAUUGAGAUGGAUGAGGACAAAGGCGCAUACGCAAAUCAAUAUCUGCCGUUUCAUGUCGACUGGAAGGACUAUGCUGGCAAACGGAUCUUGGCUGUCCCUAGAUGCUGCCAGCGAAGAAUUGGCUCCACAGAUCGACGGAAAAUCAACGAUGGAGUGAAUUGGAGGGACAAUGCAACAAGACAAACAGCUUUAGACAACGGCCAUCCGUACUAGAUUCGAUGGAUAAUGGAUUCAGCAGAGCUACGUCGGUCACACAAAUUCAACAUUGUGCAUCACGCAGCGGCGCUGCGUCAAGCUUGAACAGUGACAAAGAUGCUACGGCCGAGGCAGAUAACCCUGAUUGUCCCGCAUCAACCAACAUGUGCACUACGGAG
Microdochium trichocladiopsis is the source of this 895-nucleotide messenger RNA. RefSeq lists its product as uncharacterized. The transcript has 2 exons. The record is from RefSeq and is a predicted model, not a curated record. NCBI's taxonomy places the organism in Eukaryota, Fungi, Ascomycota, Sordariomycetes, Xylariales, Microdochiaceae. The coding region runs from base 144 to 734 and encodes 196 amino acids.